AUGUAUUUGCCAUCAGUCGAAGCCGUUAAAAUCACAAUUGAUUUAUUAAGAAAAUUUAAAGAUGUCGAUUCUUUCGAAGAAGCAUUAAUGAUUUUUUUUUAUUUGAUUGUCAUCGAAUUGAACGAGGAUACGAAAGAUGAAAUUGUUGACAUUCUGUUGUCAGUCAACGAUCAAAAAGCAUUGACGACAGUGAAAAUAUUUAAAAAAAAAGACAUGGUCACAAGAUUAUACGAAUGGGGUUGUCAAAUAUGGGACGUCGAAUACGUGGCCAACUUGUUGAAAAAUAUAAUAAACGAUAAUAAAGUUUUCCAAAAACCGUUGAAAACGAGAAUUCCUGUCGUUAUAAAAGCGAGCAGAGUUCCAGACACGACGUACAUUCUCCCGUUGGAAAUGGAAAAAUUAAAAGAGAAAAAAAUGAAAAAUCGUGAGGGUGCAAUGAGUUUAUACGAAGAAGCACAGAAAAAAGCAUAUCGAUGUUCAAUAACGGAAAAAUCAGAAAAAUAUAAAGAAUUGAUAAAAAAAAUUGAAGAGGAGGAAAAAAAAGAAACGUGUCAGAAGAAAAUACAACAUAAAAAGGUUAUAUUUAAAAAUGUGACACCGCCAAAAAAAACAGCCGCCGUUAUUUUGAGAGAAGGUGCAAGACUUUUAAAAAUUGAAAACGAAGAAAUAAAAAGGCUCGAAGAUUUAGAAAGAGGAGGAUACAAUUCGGAUUUAAUCGUGGAAAUGGAAGAAGAUAUAAGGGAAGAAGAAUAUCGUAAAUACAUGGAAGACAUUGAGAGAAAACAUUUGGAAGGUUUGCUCUCGUUCGAAGAAGCCGUUUUAGCCAAACAAAAAUGCAUAAAAAAAAAAAAAGAACAAGCGGAAAUAGUUAAAAGAGAAAAAGAUGUUUGGAUGAAAGAAAUCGACGAAUGGAAACAAGAGGAAUUGAUCAGGUUGAAAUAUGUCGUGGAAAAAGAAAAAGAAGCGGAAAAAGGGGUUAAAGAUGCCGUGGAACAUGUCAAAGAAGAAAAACAUAAAUUGGCAAUGGAAACGGCACAAGAAUCAAAAUUACUCUAUGAAAAAUGGAUGAAGGAGAAAGAAGAAGAUCUUCAGAAAAAAAUUCAACUCAUAAAAGAAAUAAAAGCUUUGCAAGCUUUCGGACUCAUUAGACGAAAGGAAAUAAUAUUAACGGACGCUCCCAACACGGGUUUACUCACGGAAAUGUCAAUGGCGGAACUCAAAGAAAGAUUAUUCAUAUUGAGAGUCGAAUUGAAAGAUGAAUUGGAAAGGAAAAAAGCUUUGAUAAAAUAUAAAAAAGAAUGUCGGAAAGAAAUUGUACAAAGUUACAUGGAACUCAUCGAAAGUCACAAAUUGAUAACAAAAGAACAAAAAGCAUCGAUAUUGUCGUCGUCUUCGACGUCAUCGUCGUCGUUGUCGUCGUCGUCGAAAAAAGAAAACGAUACGAAAAAAGAAAAAUUAUUUUUUAAAUCCGAUUAUUUAGACGAAUUGAGAAAAAAAUUAAAUGAAAAAAGAAACGAAAGAAAAAUUUUGGAUCAAAAGAAUUUGUAG
Molecule: messenger RNA, 1548 nt
Organism: Pediculus humanus corporis (human body louse)
Lineage: Eukaryota; Metazoa; Arthropoda; Insecta; Psocodea; Pediculidae
Product: ubiquitin-protein ligase bre1, putative
Exons: 8
Coding region: 1-1548 (515 amino acids)
Source: RefSeq, a predicted model, not a curated record